Messenger RNA from Dermacentor andersoni, 21638 nucleotides. Lineage: Eukaryota; Metazoa; Arthropoda; Arachnida; Ixodida; Ixodidae. The record is from RefSeq and is a predicted model, not a curated record.
AUGAGCCUAAACCAACAGCUAGGUGUGUGUCUGUCCACUGCCGAGUGCAAAGCCAAGCCGCUGAGCCUGCUCGGAGGGCUCAUGCGGCGCACAGCCUCUCUGGACGCCAUCUACUUGUCAGCUCAGUGGCCGCGAGAUCUGCACAGCUACUGCGGCCGCCCAAUGGUUGACAGGGCCACACAGACUCCUGAUGACUGGAAAGAAUUGGAGAGGAUAAAAUUUGUUCAGAAAAAAGCUGCUUUGCCACAGGGUGACUCUCUAGAAAUGAAGUACAUUCGUCAGCGGCUACAACGGACGGCUCAGGGUGGGAGGACAUCGCCCCGCUGGAGCCCUGUCCAAGGGGACCACCAGCUGGGGCUAGCAGCCUUGUCCCCCCCGCUAUCCCCCUCGGUGGCGCCCCCGCCUCCUUCAGGUCCCAUCCCCAUCCAGGCUAGGCCAGGGCGGACACCUCCGGGAGCUCCCCGUAUGCGCAACAGUGUGGAGGGACUGAACCAGGAAAUCGAGCGCCUCGUUUUGAAAGGCAUCUCUGGAUCGGGCACAGAAAAUGAAGCUGAAUUGGAAAGGGUGAUGGGCCCUACACCAGAAGGUCACCGAGCACCCAUAGCAGAGCUCUUUCACUACACCUGCAGUGUGGACACCCAGACACCCAGUGGCAGCGAUGGCAGCAAUGGUUUCGUUGACGGUCCUUCCCGCCAUAGCUCUUCUCGUCCUGACAGCCUAGAAUGUGAUAAAAGUGCCUCCCCAGACUUGGAAGUAAGUGGUCACACGAGCAAGCUGGGAACUAGCCCACAAAUCAACAAGUUCCUUACUAGGGAGCCCCCCGACGGUUGUGAGAAGGUCAAGAUCAUUGACGAAGGAAGGAAGCCUGCGACCAGCCCUAUGAUGGGUGAUGGUACUGAAAGUGUGCUCAAGCCGAGCAGCCAGUUUGUGCUGCGGCCCAGUCAGAGCUCGGCCUUCUGCCCACUCGUGCGGAACCCCUUCCAGGGGGUGCACAGGCCGGGGCCCAUCGUUGACCCUUUCCUGCUCAAUGAGAGGCUCCAGUGAAGUAGGCAACCUACCCUCCUCCCCCCGUCUUUUCUCUGACCAGCCCCCAGGAGGUAGCAAGGUGCCAUGGAAAAAAGAGGAAAGGGCAUUUCAAGGAAGAGUCCUCCUUGCAUGAGAAUGCCUCUCUUACCUCUCCCACUCAUCGUCACCCACGUGCCAUUGCUGUGGUGGCUAGCAAAGUCUGCACUCUUGGCUGCAGCUCCUCGCUUUGCCUCCCACUGUGAUGCGAGCGAAAACGCUGCUGUGCCACCAUCCUCUAGAUUUGCAGUUUGACUUUUUGUUCAUGCUCCCCUUGGAGAAAAACAAGCCUGCUUUAUAGCCUCGACCAUACUUUCUUAUUUUUUAAGGCAAAGCAGCCAUUGUGUUGCCAGAGGGAGUACCAUUUUGUGUGCAAUGAAGGUUUCAAAUGAAGGCUCACUGGCAGCUGGCACAGGGACUUUGUGAACGCAGGAUGCUUAAGUAUCAGUGUAAUUUGUGUUUGUGGCAAGCUGGAAAUGACAUACAGAUAUACCUGAAAUAGUUUCUCCAUUUGCCUUCUUCUUGCUGUGUUCGGCAGCUAUGUGUACAUUAUUAUUGUGCAUUUGUGCAGUUUGGGACUGCAACCAACUUUGUUCUCUGGUGUUACCAUGCAGGAAGGAGUAAUGCUUAGUGAAAGAAGUGUUCUGAACUGGGAACCUGUUUAGCCUCUUGCGUUGUUUGUGGCACCUGCAAUGCUUAUUUGUUGUAGUUGUAGUAGCUAAUGUUUGGUACCAGGCUCUAACCAUAACUCUCUCCCCCCCCCCCUUUUUUUUUUCAUGUAUACCAUUUAGUUGGCUGUCACAAAUCACAAAGCAACAAUUUCUUUAAUUCUGUUUCAUUGUACUGCUGAUCAUUUCGCUGCAUUUCUAAUAACAUAGUUCUGACGCUAAGGCUUUACUAAGCCUUGAUAUUACUAGACUUUAUUUGUAUUUUGUGUGUUCAUGAAAUACAACACUCGGACAGGUUUAAAUUUCAAGGAACUUGCUUUUACUUUUUGCAGAGCUUUGAAUGGCAGCCCGUGAAUGAUACAAAGGAUGUUAAAAUCAAGCUCAAAUCAAUGCAUUUUCUGGCUUCCUAUUUCUCUGAAGUUACCAUGAAAUUUGCUAUCUAACUGCCCAGUUACGGUAGUAGCAUGAAUUCACAUAUUUGCUUAAUGUUCAUGGUGCUUCAAACUUGAUAAAAACAAAGCCACAUGUUUUUGGUGCAGUUUGGACAAGAACCUUUUACCAGGCCAAUAGCAUGCUGACUGACCUGCUAACUUCACUGAUUGCUUCACCGUAUGGUGAUACUGUAGAGACUCAAGUAAGGACUGCACCCGCAUAAGUGCUGUACCCCCAACUUGGCAGCCCAAAAUUCGGGAAGAAGAAUUUCCAUCAGAGAAGCAAUUGCCUUCAGUUCCUCGAUGCUGUGCUUGCGCAUCGGCAAAUUUUCGCGCGCUGCGCACUUCUGUGUGCCCCUACUAGGUGGCAAUAGCUGCACGUUUACCUCUGAUGCAGUGGUACAUUCAGGGAUCCGGGGUGUGCAGUGGUCGCCGGCUGCACCGACACCAUUUUGACUAAAAGGUUCAGUCCUGUGUAAGGGUCGUACCUCAUCACAGUUGCGAAAAAUAAGUGCAGCCCUCCCGUGAGUCUGUGCGGUAUGUCACAUGGUUCAUCACCUUCACAAUCUUUCAGUUUGCACUGGAGCUGAAUAACUUGAACGGUUUUUAAUGUUCGAUAGGUGGUUGUCAGACCUGGAUGGACUAAUGCAUUUGGGGCACUUUCGAUGUGCUGCUGUGAUGGUGCAGUUCAUGAAAAACUCAAGCAGAGUUAAAUGAGAAGAUUGUUUACUGUGCAGCUGGUGUUAUUUGUCUUCUAAAAAGGCAACAAAGAUACAAGCUCCGAACCAUUAAAAGUUUAAGGCAGUCUUGAUCAUCUCUUGUGUGUGGUCCAAAAGAAAAGCAUUGACAAUAGAGAUACUGUUUACUAGUGGAUACACAAAAAUCACUCUGAAGUUGGUUUUCUUACAAUAGUCAUGACAAAUUCAAAGACUGUAGUACUGUUUUCUUUGAAACACUUUUUCAAAUAAAAUUUGUUAUAUGCUUUUAAGCAUUUGAGAGAGGCUACCUUGUAGAGUUAAUUUCAGUUCUUUUUUGUGGAAAGAUUAUAAGUUUCUUAUUUUUUUUUACCUAGAAUUUCAGAAAGGAAUGGAACCUUGGCCAUUUUUAGGAGCAGUUAUUUCAAACAUCAUUAAUGCAUUGCGUAGUUAUCUCGCUUAACUGUUAAGACCACUGGCACAAUUUUUGGUUGGAGGCAUUUGUUUAUGCUUUCUCUAAAUGUAGCAGGGAGCAAAAUUUCAAAGCUUGCGAAGCCUCGAUGGACGUAGUAUUUGUCAACAGCUUAUGUUGUAUUUUUCAUUCAACCUUUAAAUUUAUGUUAGAGAAAGAUACGAUACGUCAAUUUAGACUGGUGGCUCAAUUUUCCACACACGUUUUUCUUUCUUCUUUUGAAUUUCGUGCCUAAACAGCGGCUCAUAACGGUGGUAUUGUGUUGUGCACAAAUGUAAGAAAAAAAGGACAAAGACUAGCAGACAGCGCAAUACCACCGUUAUGAACUACGACCAACUCGCCCAAGCAUCUACCCUAAACAGUGGCACUGUUGACAUAGGUGUUGUGUCACAGAUGUUGUGGUACUUGCGCAUUUCUGGCCACUCAUGCAUAAGAGUAGCCUGCAAGAGUUGCUAGGUUGAGUCUUUGCAUACUCUCAAAAUGUAAUCCUUUUCCUGGUGAUCAAUAAUCGACAAGCCGCCUCUGCAAAUGACUGGGAUGUCACGGAGAGCUGACAUGGGAAUUCCAUGGUGGUGUUACCACAGUCGUUUAGAUUUUGCAUCCUUCCUGGCAUACUAGGCCAUGACUCAUGGUAAGAAUGAUAUAUUUUAAAUCACAGAAGUUAAUUCUGUCAAGCUAGCUUAAGUUGGCGUUUCUCUGCCUCUUACAGCUUUAUGUGGAAUUACUCUUUGGCUGACGUAGCAAUCUUUCGACCGUUUUGCUUUCCUUUCACAUGGCUGUUCCCAUCACUAGCCCUCUGGUUUUAACAUGGCCCUGCAGGACUUCUUGAACAUGGUAACCAGACAAUGUUGUCUUGAAUAUCUGAACGAAAUAUCCCUGUAUGUGCAGCUGGGAGCUGGCUUUACUCUGAAGCAGAAACAAAACCAGAGGAAUCUCAUUUGUGGCAAAGUGGUGGCACCCUCUAGUGGGAAGAGCAAGGCCACAGCACCAAUACUCUGGCAUAUGAAAUGAGGCUUUCUGGUAAAGGCUUGCACCACACAUUCUUAAGGUUAUGCUGAUGUGAAAGCUCUGUGUUAUGGUCAGUAGAGUAUUGUGUAUAUUAUUCCCUCAGACAUUACACCACACUACAACUUUGAGCUCAGCGUGAACGUAAAGAGGGAGGGGAAGGUUGUGAAGGUGUGGCUGGGGCAGCAGUUGGUUGCCGAUAACCCCGCUCAUGCUAGGUACAUUCAAAAACACUUGUUGGAAAAUAUUUGUGAGGAGAUGCCCUUUAAUACAAGACACCUUACAUGCUUUUCAUAACAUGUACUUGGGGGCUCCUUUAAGGUGAGGUAGACAUUAAAGUAUUGUGUUGUGAGUACUUUCCAUGUUUCAUCUAUUUACUUCUUUUUGAAGAAAAAAAAUCUAUUGAAAGCUUGUGUGAGUAAGAAGGUGACAAAGAAAACUGCUAGCACUGCAGUGCUUGGUACUUUAGUGCUGUUAUCUUUUGCUGAAUGAAAAAUGCCCAGACCAAAUGAGGCUUCACUGCAGCUGAAUUACUGCCAGUUAAUGUCUCCUUGUUUUUUAAUAUUCUCUUUCAAAAUUUGCUUUGUAGUCUGUAAGAAGUAUAUAGACAUUUAUCUGUAAAGUUCGAUGAUUGCUUUUAGUCGUUUUCUCUUGCUUAACUAAUCAGCACAGUGCCUAUGGCAAUCUUUCGCCUAUCUAUAUGGCUUUAGGUUCUUAAAGUCUCGUUUAUCUGACUGCACCUUGUGAAUCAUUUCUCAAGAGUAUCGUGUGUGAUGCUGCAUGAGCUCAUGUCAUGCAUGCACAGCACGGCACUUGCACACUUCGUGUACCACACAUUUGUGGCCGUUUUGCAUCCAUGUGAAUAGGGAACACGUGAGCACAGUUGGGAGCUUUAGUAAUAGUCUUGGACUUAACUCUGGGAUAUACUGGGCAUCUUUUUUCUGAGCAGCAGCUCUUCAUCUGAUUGAGAAAAUCUGAAACAUGGGCAAAUUUUGUCAUGCGCUCAGUUAGCCAAGUUUUGUUGCAGUUGAACUUGGAGCAGUGAGUGUCUAAGAGAGUGUGAUGAUAACAAGAAAAAAGGUGCGUUCAGCCAGUCCAUCUCCGUAUAACAUACUUUCUCUCCGUAGCUGUAAAGCUAGCAUUACUGCAAGGCAAAGUACCAAGAUAAUAGCAACAUGGCAGUUUUUUCAGUCACUGCUGACACAUAAAAUGCAUGCACUUUAUUGUAUGAAACAUACAGAAGUGAAUCUCAUAAUUAAGCUAUCUGCCACAGCCAAUAGCUAGCAUGCCUAAUUCUAGCUCGGGCUUUAUUUGAACGGUGACAGGUGUGGCCUUUAGUUGGGCAGAUGUACAAUGCGGUAUAGCGCACUUGGAAAAUGAGAAGAAGGUCUGGCGUAUAAGACCAUUUCUUACUGUGAGCAAAAUUCUCAUGUUAUGCCAUAUAUAUGCGCAAUAGUGAGCACCACUUUUCACUCGCGUUUUAGGUAAAAAAUAGCAGUAUGUUGUGUUGGGAUCAUCAGAGCCCACAAUAUACUGUUACUUGGCAAAAUCUUGAAAUUGGCGUCUCAUUGGCGUCUCUUGCUUCUUCGAAAAGCAGACUGCUUAAUGCUGGUUUGUUCCAUGAUAAUUGUUACUUAGUUAAACUUUUUUUUUUUCACAGAUCAACUGAGUUUCAUAAAUGGAAGUGGCAGUUAUGGAGAUUGUACACCUUUCUUUUCAGUGAUGCUGGAAGAUUGCCACUAUAAUUGAAAAGAAAGAUGUACUAUCAAUGCAUUCUACCGGUGCUAACAUAUGGGGCAGAAACUUGGAGAUUGACAAAGAAGCUCGAGAACAAGUUAAGGACUGUGCAAAGAGUGAUGGAACGAAGAAUGUUAGGCAUAAUGUGAAGAGACGGGAAGAGAACGGUGUGGAUCAGAGAGCUAACGGCUAUAGCCAAUGUUCUAAUUGACGUUGAAAGAAAAAAUGGAGCUGGGUAGGUCAUGUAAUGCGUAGGUUAGAUAACCGGUGGACCAUUAGGGUUAGAGAAUGGGUACCAAGAGAAGGAAAACGCAGUCAAAGAUGGAAGAAGACUAGGUGGAGCAAUGAAGUUAGGAAAUUCAUGGGCGCCAGUUGGAAUCGGUUGGCGCAGGACAGGGGUAAUUGGAGAUCGCAGGGAGAGGCAUUCGUCCUGCAGUGGACAUAAAAGAAAAGGAGGAGGAGGAGGAUUUAUGCGUGACUUGUCUAACAAAAACAGUGAAUAAUUACCGUUCAAAUUUUUUGCAAAGGUUGCAUUUUGCAGUGGGUUUAGUUUAUUGACAUGUUUGCGAACAUUACUCGUUUUCUUCACACAUAUGCCAAACUGCUCAUUGUGUGUGACAAUGCCUCUUAAAGAAAUUUACUUUCAUGCAGUGUAAUGGUGGCGUUAUCUGUCACCACUGUGCUACCUCUUUGCGAAAAUUGACUGGACAUUGUCCAGCGGUGUUGCUGAAAGAGUUGAGCAUAACUGGCACUCCUGUUUAUGCGACUCAGUAGAAGUGGCAGUAAACCGAGGAAUUGUUGAAGGGAGAGACCUGGAAUUUUGAUGAUUCAUGCCUUUAGGUCAAAGUGGAUCGUGCUUCAAAAUUUUUUUUGCCAGGGAGGUAGAACUACUAUUACCAUACUUAAUUUCUUUUUAAAAGUCAUUGUGAGUACAAUUCAAGCUUUUUUCACACCACUGUAUUUUCACUAACUUCUCUUCAGCUGCAUUUGUUAAGUUGGGGUUUUCUACAUUUGUUCAGACAUGCCAUGGAGCUCUGAGAACAAAUAUUGUCAAUCUGCCCUUUAUCUUCAUGCUGAGAAGUAUGACAAACCUUUGUCGUUGCAAGUAUAUUGCGGCUCAAUGUCAGUGGUUACCAAGCCAUGACCUGACUGACUUUGUUCUUGCAAUAACCACGACUGCUUGGGUGUGUCUUUUUCUUAUUUUCUUGUGAACCUACAUUUACUUUUUUGUUCCACUUAACACAAGUGCUUUUUAUACUGCAGGGCUGAUAACAAAAAGGUAUUCUAAGAAAGUGUGGGAAAAGCAUUUCUGUAUGUUAAAAAAUUCCAUUGAGGCACAGUUUUCUAGCUUCUGUGCUGCUUAAUCAUAGGCAUAGUUAAGAAUUAAAUUAUGUAAAUGUUUAAAGCAUACUUUUGCCAGCAAGAACUAAAUGCCAUUCAAAUACUACACAUGUAUUGACUUACUGCUUUUCCAUGAGUUCAUGUUGAUGUAGGUGCACUUGCGGUUUACUCAUUUUCCUGAAAAUUUAUUUUGGGCACGAAUAUCUAGCAGUGUCUAUCAAAGGGUUCACUUCAAGUCCAAAACUACCAUAUUGUCUUGUGUAGUAGGCCUAUCUGCCUUUCAAAAUUUUAUGCAGACGGUUCCAAGGCAUCUCACUGACAAAAAGUGAAGUAUUGUUAGCCAAACAUUAUUUUAUAAAUGUUAAGCUCCAGCUUUUAACAAAUUAUAACUGUGCAUGAGUGCUCACCAGAAGUGCCCAUUUAGCUUGAAUUUUCAGUUUGGUACGGGGAACCUUAAAUGGUAUCUAGAUUGGUGAUAUCAGAAAGUUGAGAAUACGUUGCUGUAUAGUUAUGGCCGUAGCUCACAGGUACCUAUCCUGGUUUUGUUACUUGCUUGACAGGAAAGUAGCACUUUCUGCCCCCCAAGUUAGGUUAAUGGUGCAGCUUAUGUACUGGAGCAAGCGAAAAAACACUAUCAGAUAAACAUUUAAUUUAAGGUUGGGGGUUGCGACUGUCACACAGGUCCCCACAAUAGUUUUUCAAAAUUUUUCACUUCGCAGAGUUACUAGUUGCUAUACUGAAUCAUUUUGCAGAAUUGGAAGGGUGAUACACUUGGCAGUUAUUUGGCAGAUUUUCACUCCUUCUUAAUAUGCACAUGGCUAAAUGUAAAACUAUGUUGUAUUGUAAAGUAAAUCUGUGCACUUUACUGAGUAAAAUUAACCUUUACUUGAAACAGCAAUGAGACACUGAAUGCCUUGCUUCUUCCUUCUCUUUUUUAGCAUUCACAGCUCAUCAUAAAUUUGAGGCAUGAGUUACAUUUCUGCAUGUCUUCUUUAGUAGCUGAAAUCUAGUAACACAAUACUACAUAACAGUUGAGGCAACAUUAAUGCAAGAACAGUCCUUGUGAACACAGCAGAUUUGAUGCAUUGGCAAAAAAGAAAACAUAGGUCAAGUUUUAGCUGCCUGCUUUUAUUCUCUUAUAAUGUGCUACUUGGUUAAUACUAGUAAAAUGUAGCUGCUUGACACUCCACUUCAAUUACAAAGCUUGUUGCCUCUUGUGAACUUGUAGGUGCUAUUGCCAUUUGCUUCUUUUUUCACUCGGCAUUUAUGUUAAGCUCAGCAAUUGAACGCUAUUGGGAAGUUAAGCCGACAUUCUUCAUGGCCUCACAUCAAGCUAUGUCUUCCUGUAAACUAAGAAUAGAAGACAUUGAGCUUGCUGAUUAGGAACAGUGAGUAUCUUUUAUGAACGUCAUUCGUCUAAUCUGGUGAGUGUUUUUGGGGCAUCAUUAUCACUUUUAGCUUUGACCUAAAAACUUGCGUUUGGUAGUAGGCUAGGCUUGGGAUAUCUUACCGGAGCAAAUCAUUGUUAGCUUUGCAGUGAGGGAGACUGGAUUCAUGCACCUCCUUGAAAUUGUUGUAAACCCUCGAAAUUUGGAAAAGGGAUUCACGGGCCCUUGGAAUUCCUUAAAACUUGAGUUGGGGGUGGACUUUUCAGCAUUAAAAGUAACAAACUCUGUAUAUGGGCUAUGCCAUGGACACUGUCUAUUGGGAAACAAUCCUAGAUAUUUUCUUCUGAGUGUGUCUCGAAAUGAUUUGUAAUGUGCCACAUCCCCAACCACUGACGACAGGCUUGUUUAUAUCACUGUUGCCGUUGUGGAGCUAGACAAAGCCAGAUCAAGCAACCAAGAGCUGUGCCAGCAUUUUUUUUUUGCUAGUUUGUUCAAACCACACUCAUCGUGGCUCCAUAUUAGAGCUUUGGGCUCUAAAAAAAAAAGCCUUGCGGAAAGCAAGUUUUAGCCAUUUGGCUUAAACACAACAAGUAUCUUUGGCUGAAGUUGCACACUCCUAAACAUCAUGCCAAAAAAUCAUUGACAUCAUUACAAUCAGAAAUUCAGCUUAGAAAAGCAACCUGAAGAUUGUGAAGUAUGUGUCCUACUCAGCAGCUGCUUAGCUCCAAGAAUUGCAGCUUAGAAAGAUGUUUUACUAUUUUUCAGUGUAUGUGUAUGAAUAAGGUUUGUUUCCCUUUCCUUGAACUUUGCCCUUUGGCAUGUGUUCUGUACGAACCCUGGGGAAAGCAGAGAGUAUAAUUCAGAUAUGAAAGUCUGUUUCUUUGCAUGGUUGUUCCGCACAGCACUUUUUUUUCUUUUUUUAAUAAAGAUGUGAUUUCUGGCGAGGCCUCUUACCUAUGUGCCUCUUUCACUGUCAAAGAAAAAAAAAAUAAUGUUUCCACUUUUAAAACCAUAAAAGGACUGGCACCGUUUGCAUUGUUUGAAGUAUUUCUUCUUGAUUUAUACUGUUUUCUAAGUUGAGAGCCUAUAAAGCAUUAAAUGAAGCUCGAUAAAAACUUUUAUGUCAGAACUUAGCACUUUGCAAGAUUCUUCUGCUGUUGCUUGUUCUGUUUGUAUGUGCUUAAAUGUGUGCACAUUACUAAAAUGAUGCACAGCCAUUUAGCAAACCAUUUCUCUGCUGCAACAUUUAUGUUAUGAUGCUUGUGUAACAUUGCAUUUUGCUUGAUUUCUUUCUAUGUGCAUAUCCAAAGAAUGUAGUGUUUCAUUCAGUGUGAUAACUACAUAUUCCACUCUGUAACUUAAAAAGAAACAAAAAAAAGAAAAAGAAAAAAAGAAACGACUGUUUGUGAACUACCUUAUGUGGCUGUCCAACCCAUUCCGCCCCACCCCAUUCUUUCUCUCUCUCUCUUUUCUCAUUUGUAGUUACUGAUUUGAAGAGCUUGUAACACAAAGUGAAAUAUUUUCAGCAGAAUCCUAAAUUUAUUGUAAUCAAUUAGUGCAGCGCAGGGUAGCAUGUUAAGUUCGACUGUCUUGUGGCUUUUGGAUUAAGAAGCCUUGUACAAUGUACAUAUUCCACAGCAAAGUCCUUCAGAGACAUGCAUGUGUUAGCUUGACCCGAUGAAACGUAAUAUCAAAUAUAUAAAAACAACCUCUUUUUUUUCUAGUAGUUCCGGACCAAUUCUCUCAGCAGGCACAUUGUAAGGUAUUCAGAAACCUGGCAAGGCCGCCAUUUUCUUAAUUAUGCACUUGUCUCAUUUAUAUUUAAGCUUUGUACGUUACACAUGUUUCAUUGUUUCACAGCCAAGUUCUGUGUUUAAACUUUUGCACACACUAAUGAUUCAACGUUUCUGAGAUGCUCCUUUGUGCCUUUCAUUACUUUGGCUGUUGGUUAUCGAUGCAGGGUUCACAGGUGCUUGCUGUAUUUGGCAGCUGCCGUAGUAAUGUCCCUUCUACCCCUGGUGUAAAGUGCCAUUUGUUGAGUUGGCAACCAUGUGGAUCCACUGUCUGCACAUGUGCAUUCUUGAAAAUUUUGCUGGCAUAGCUAAGGGCCCAGUUUCACAAAAGUUCUGUCAUCUUAAGAGCAUUUCCCAAUUGAACAGUCAGCACCAAAGCAAAUGCUACUGAUGAUAAUAUGAUCAACAUCACAAUGAGAACAUCACAGUGGUAACAGCUGUUCCUGAUUGAACAGGACCUAGGCAAGUGCUGCUGGUGACAGUGAACGUCGUCGUAAUGAUGGCCAUUUGUGGUUCGUUCUUGCACAAGAUAAGCUUUGUGAGCCUGGGCUGAAUGUAUUUUAGAAUCUUGUGUCACAUGAUGGGCAUUAUUACGAUUGCACUGACAUUCCAGCCUGCUCUUGAGUGCUGGUCUGAUAAGUUCUGCACGUAUGGUCUGUUGCUGGCAUUAGAAGGAUGAGAUGUGUAGAGAAAAACGAAAAAGGAAAUCGCGCAUCAUGUCAUUACAAGAGAAAUUCUUUUCCCAAAAGGACACAUCAGGAAUUAUGUACCCAAGUUGGUAGUGAAAGCUGACAGUGAAUGCACAACGUUGCCAGAACUGCAUUAAGCUUGCUUGUUCUUUUGCCUGAACACCAUUUAUGCUUACUCCAGUGAAUGAUGCUAUGUGCUCUGAAGUGGCGCAAAAGCUUUUCACUGACAAGAAAGUUGUGUGGUCGUAUAUUUUUGUGCGCAGAAGUAAAUGUCUGCAGUUGAUUACCAAGCAGGAUUAGUUCCACGAGAGUUGUUUGUCAUAUGGUUUCUGUCUUGUCUCUUUGUUCAAUUGUUCAUGAUAAAAACCAUUGAUAAAAAGCUUUGGAACUGAUCCUGUGACCAAUUAUGUCAGAAUCACAACUCAAAAUGUGACAUUGGCUGUGCCUAUAUGCUGUGGUAUCUUGUACUCUUAUAAUAUGCUUGAUGAUGAGCUAACUGCUGUAUUUUCUAUUUCUCAAUUCCCGGUGCAUUGAAAAACAGAAAACAAAAGAAAGAAUGCUAGUCGUUUGGUCAUGAGAGCUGAGAAGGAACUUUAUCCCCCUAUACUGCAUCGUGGCUUUGCUUACAUGCAUGCCUCAGGUAGGUCAUGACCUGCACAAUCAUUCGUGGAAGUCCAGCCUACUGUUAACUUGCCCCAGUGACUUAGUGGCCAUGUCCACCUGCCGAGUACUGAGGUUACCUAUGGGUUCGAUUCCCAACAGUAGGUGCUGCAUUCCAGUGGCUACAGAAGACAAAAAUACCUUUGUGCUAAUGAUUUCGUGUACGUUAAAGGAACCCUGGACAGUUUGAAAUCAACCUAGUGCCCUCCACAACAGCAUGUUCCAUUUGUAGAUUCAGGGUGUAAAAAUUAACUAUGACAUUAUUCGUGAAAUGUACCUAAAAAUCUGCUCCUACUGCUGCUGCUGCCUUUUUGAUAUGUGCUGGCUUUUUGUGCAGUCAUUGGUACUUGGAGCAACUGUCACUCUGUGUGUGUGUGUGUGUUUGUGCACUGCAGUUUUUCGAUUCUGGAAAUGGAAAGACAUGUCUCCUAGCUAUGUUAGACUCUUAGCAUGCUACCCCUUGCAUGCGAUGCCAGUAUCACUGUGGGAAUGUAGUCUUGCGAAAAAGAGUGUCUCUGUGGGUGAAAGUUGUAAAAAGAAAGAAAUUGACAAAAAAACUUGUACCUGAAGAAAAGAAAGGCAGAAGAAGAUGGUCUUCUCCUUUUCUUUCAUGUAAAUAUUGAAUGUUAUAUACAUAUUAUACAUAUAUAUAUAUAUUAUAUACAUGCUCUGUAUGCUACAACACCUGUGAGGUAUCUUUUCCUAUUCUUUCUGUUGGUUUAAUGGAACUGUCAACUCUCCUGUCAAGAGUUGAUUUUUUUGUUUGUGUAUUUUUUUAUAUAUAUUUAGUUGUUUGUGUUCUCACUUGUUGCAAUAGUCGACAACCAGCGGCACCUUGUUCCUGUAUUUAUACUUGUAACAAGAUGCGUGUCUGAAAGAGCUUAGUUUGAUUGUGUAAAAGAUAUUGGACAUGAAUACAAGGGUGUUCUGAGAAGGGUAUUCUCAAUUUAACCUCGAACGCUGCUGCUUUUUUUUUUUUCGCUUGAUGAAACUGUUUUCAAAGCAGAUUGUCGUUACAAAUGAUGUAAGAAAAUAGCUAAAUGCUGCUUAAGUCGAGAACUCUUAGUGACGAUAUCUGCUUCAGAAGGAUCAGAUAUUGUGUUGGUCGUUCUGGGUAUGCUUUUAAUCUAAAUAGGAAAGGUGAAAAAGCAGUGGUGAGUGAGUGAGUGUUGGUAGUGCUUAAAGUGAUGCACAGGGAUUGCCUCCGAGCUGUGAGAGCCAGUGAACGGUUUGCUGUGACCAUUUCAACAGCCCCACGUAGCCGUUCUGCAUUCUCAUGUUUAGGACAUGCACUAGUCAGCUCAGAAGGGUGAUUUAGAACACUCUGGUUGACUCUUGUUUUUAGUUGACCGGGCAGCAAGACAUUUUGGGUGUUGUGAGCUCUCAUGUGGACAUGAAUCCACAGCACAUUGAUCGCAUGAUGGCUAUGUGACCGAGUGUCCCCAUGAAUGCAGUGCUUCGGCACAAGUGGGACAAAUACUUUCACAACAGAGGCCUCGAAGUGUCUUGACCUAGGCAGCUCUUCAAUUUUGCUUGACGAUUUCGGCACACAUAUUCCAGCUCCUUCAAACAAAACAUGACGGGUAUGUGCAAAAAGGUCCUUUAAAAAAUAAUUUCACGAUAAAGUGCACUCACCCCUUGGCACGACAUAUAAAUGAGAAAACUUACAUAACAAGGAAAUCCGUUUCGUUGAUGUCUUAGUCACAGAAAAGAUGGCAUAGGAAAAGCCCUCAGGGACCAACAAAAAGUGCUUUUAAAUGUUAUAUGCUUUCAUCACCCUUCUAACUUCGUUUGGCAUUCUUGCUUCCUUAAUCAAUUGACGAAUAUAGGGAGGGAGCGAGGGAGGGAAUCUUUUUUGUUUGUUUAUGUCUGUCAUUCUCUUCUUGUUCAUUGCUCGGAGAUUUGGGCCUCGUUUCUCUACACCUUUCUGCAACUAACGUCACCCUCUUCCACAUACAGGGCGGCACAAUAUGUGAUCUGCAUACUCGACAAGGAAAUCUGUGAUGUUCAAGCCUGGUUUUGCUUUAUAAGAACAUGCAUUUUUUUUCUGUGUGUGUGUUUUACGACAUGAAAGGAAGGACACAAAAUGUUUUUUGUGCUGUUAUCGACUGUGUAGUACAGUUGGCAGCAAGCUUGCUCUUUUUUAUUUAACAGGAAAAGCCAUGCCAUUGAAGCUCUCCCUGAGAAACCAUGCUGCUAGCACUUGAAAUUUGUGAAGUUUUACUUAUUCAUUGUUACUCAACAUAUCUAUGUUGAGAAAUAAGCUCCUUCACUAAAAUUUCGCCUUUGGAAUGCACAAGUGUGAUGCGUUUACUCACCGCCUCUUUGAUGACAGAUCUCACUGUAGCAGCUUUUCUUUUACUCCUCCCUGCCCCCCAUCUCCUUAACGGGGCAUUUAUGGCAGCCUCAUAUAAUUAAAAAAAAGCAUGAGGGAGUACAUCUGUGUCAUGAAACAGCACAUUUUUUUAGCAGCUUCAUGGCUCAAUAGAGUUAAAACAUUUUCCUGUGCUUUGCUUCAUGCUACUUUCGAGCAGUUGUAGAUAGCUGCUUUUCCAUUUUGUUGAGCAAAUGUUUUCCCUCAUUACCUAUAAAACAUUUUUCUGUGCUUUGCUGUGUGCUGCUUUGGAAAGGUUGUAAUUGUGUGUAUUCAUUUUGUUGCGUGGGAGUUUUCUUAUUACGCACAAAUAAAAAUAGCUGUCAGCAUUUAAGCACUUGCCAUAUGCAGUCAAGAUGUUUCUCAGUAACAUAACGAAGUAAAAAAAUCAGUAUUUGAGUAAACAUAGCUCACCCGGAAUUAUUUCCUGUACAAUGUUUCCAGUGCCAUUGGCGUACAAACCAAGCAUUCCAGCAAGUUGAGUGUCCUGUAGAGCUCGGUUCAGUUUUCAUUAUUGGCUUUUCUUUUUCUGAUAAACCUUUAUUAUUGCUCAUGCUGCUUGUCACUGACUGUCCUCUCUCUCUCUCUCUCUCUCUCUCUCUCUCUUAUUUUGCCGCUUCAAGCACCUCCUGGCCUUCCCCAAGUUCACUUUCAUUCUAACCACUUGAGGUUGAUGCAUGAACCUUUACGAUAAACGAUGGUGGCUAUCGGUGCCAUCCCGUCCUUUCUUCACGAGAGCUCUUUCAGCCUGUGUGGGCUACGCAUGACGGGGAGCCCAUGACAAGACAGAACAAGUAGAAAGAUGAGGAAGAGAGUCGUCUAAUCCCAGUAUUUUUCAAGUACAAACCCAUGUGUACCUGCACCUACGUUCACCUACUGGGCACUCAGUGUUUUUGUCUUCUCCAAAAGCACCAAUGACCCACUUGUCCCUUUGACAAUUGAUGCUGUCAAUUGAUGCUGAUGCUGUCAAUUGAUACUAUCAAGCGAUGCAGGGGCACUGCCUGAGCAGCCUCUGUGCUGAUAAGCGAUGUAAAAGAAAUUCUUCCAAGUGUUGUGCACCUUGUUAGUGUGGCGCCUGUCGACAAAGACCAAGGAAUCAAGCAGACUUUCUUUUCUACAUGCAUAACUUCAGGUGCCCAAGAAGUCGUAAUUUCAGUCUGUAUUUCAUCACACAUACAGUCACAGAGAGUAGGCACCAGUAGUUGAUAUUCUAGUUGAGAUUAAGGGCAAAAGCUGGAAUUGGGUCAGUCACUUAAUAAGUAGAGCAGACAACAGAUCGUCCAUUAGAAUAAGAGAGUGGGUGCCAAAAGAAGGCAAGUACAGCCAUGGACAACGCCAUACGACUAGGUGAUGCCAUAAGAUUAUCAAAUUCACAGGUGUUCGAUGGCAUUCUGCACUCCAAGAAAUCUGAGAUGGAUUAUCGAAUGAAAGAAUGUUAAAGAUAUGAUGUCUAUAACUUUAGAUUUCUCACGAUGCAUUUGAAACAUUAAGUGCAUGACCUAUGGUCAGCUACAUGAUGUGCACUUGAAAUUAAGUUGCAACAGUAAUAGUGAUAAAAGAGCAUUUUAACCCAUUUAUUACUUUGUACCUUCCUUUUCUGGUGCAUUUAUUGUUUUCUUGUUUAUGUACAAAAAAAAUUGGGAAUCUUUUUUUUCUCCCCGGUCAAAGAGCAUGGCCAGUGUUGUUAAAAUUUGUGGUUAGGAGGUGAAAAUGGCUUUGCAAAUUUAUAUUUGACUCGCAUGAUUGGUGCUUGAUCGCACACAGUGCAGCAUGAACAGCCACUACAGAACAUUUCCUUGGGAUGCCAUGAAGUUGCUGCAUCUGGAAAUUAUGCACACUUAGAUGCAAAUGGAAGCUGUUCUCUCUCAUUGUUAAUGUAAUGAACUGUAUCUGCACUGCGGUAGUAGGGUCAUCCCAUCCAAACCGUGGUGCUCGACCAAUAUCUAUUUCUCUCAAAAAAGUUUUAAAGAUUUCACAUAUAUAAACAUUAGUUACACAGUAUUUUCCCAACAUAUUUGGGCAGCAAAAAUCUUUUGCACCUGUGAGGGCCAUUUAAACUUCAUAAAACGAUGGAAAACCAGGUGCGAAUCAAAAAUUUGCCAGAAAUCGACCAUUUCACCCAUUAUUUCAGACAUUGCGUUUUUCAGUUUGAACAUUUUUAUUUAAUUAUAAAACUGUCUCACAGAAUAUUUUUAUGCUCUUUAACCCUUAACACCAAGGUAAAAAUGUGCAAAUUUAGCAUUUUUGGUAAAUUUUUCACAGAAAAUGGUCAUGGAAGAAAACCUGAAAUUAUUUUCAUAGAACUGUCCUUAAAACAUACUAUGUUCUAAAAUAUUAAUUUUGCCUCUGUGCUAUGCGCAGGAUCUAACAUAAAAACAUGAAUUUGGCACAAAUGCUAUUCGACCCAUGUUCAGACGUCUGUAAUACACUAAGGUAGUCCACGAAAAAAUAUGCAUAGAAGUGAAUUUAAUACAGAGGAACACAUUUGCCAUGGAAAUUUUCAUCAAAGUAAUUUGUGUUUUCACCGAAAAAAACAUAUUUGAAUUUGAGUCUCGCCAUUGCAGUAUUUUGGUUCGGACUUCAACUUCACCAUGUAGCAUGCUGGUGGGAAAUACAAACCAUAGUGGCACUGAUGGCAGCAUUUGGAAAGAGGAAUAAAAGUCGUGGUCAUCAGAAGUUUAUAAGCGUUUAAAUCCUGAAGGUAUGCCUACUUAACGUAGGUCGACAAUGUGCACUUUUCUGUGCUACUGGAAGUACACGUAUGUCGCCUACCUACGUGUGAAGUGGCAGAGUGGGCGACAAAUCGCAUUCAUAAGCGUGAACUGGAAACACCAUUUGCAUGACAGACAUUCAGUCACCAUGAAGCCAGUCAAAAAAGAUUAAUACAUUUGGUGAAUAUUGUUGAUAGGCAGCUUUAUCGAGCAUAUUUCACUAGUUCCGUGAUAUCUCUCUGCUAUUACUUCAGCUACUUGGGGCCAGUUAGACAGCAGCCGACAAAGCUUUUGUUGGAACAUACAGCCUUUGUGAUGUCAAGCCUGAAGAAACGAAUAAGUGCAGCUGUUUAUUAUUGGAGGCAUUGUGGUACUUAAGCCAAUGAUAUUGUUGUAUUUUUGCUGUCUUUGUCUUGUGUGUAUAUACGGGGUGAUCAUUUUUUAGUUUUAUGGACUUUUAAAAAAUGGCUGUUGCAGGUAGCAUAAUUCUAGUCCUCGAGUGGGAUUAGUCAGAGGUGAACAUUACUUGCAUGAGAAAUCAAAGCACAUAUUCAGCUAACAAAUAAAAUUUCACCAAUUAGCUUUUUAAUUAGUUACAUUAAAGCACAUAUUGCAAUUUAAAAGUUUAGCUGGCGAGUUUGCAAGGUGUAUCCACUUGAAAUAAAUUUCCAUUAUGACGCCAGUUUGGACAUAUGCACCAUGAAACUCGCUGUAAAAAUGCACUCUUGUUCCACUUACUUUUUUUAACAAAACGCUUUUUUAUGCAUUGAAGCAUCAAAGUAACUUGAACGUGCACAUAUUUUGUCCUUUUUUGGGAAAUAUCUCAAAACUGGUGUCAUCCAGGAAAUUCAUUCCAAGUGUAAACGUCUUGCAGGGGUGAGACUCCUGCGCUAAUUGCGCCAUUAUGAUACGAAAGCAAAUCCCUGUGCCAAAGUACACCAAACACAGAAAAUUUACUGAAAGUGUGCCACGAUGCUCCAGAACGGCUUUGGCAUCUGUGCUCCAGCAGUGGCCACAAACAGCGAGCGGAUUCAUUCUACGAAAAAGAGUGCAGCCGUUCACAUGCUGCACACCAUGCGAUAGUGCCUCUUCACAGUUUCUCAUAAUUUUCACGCUUAUAACACUAGACUCUCUGGUGUUUCCGGCAAAUGGCCGGCGUGUGCGCGACCACUCCCGGCUGCCACCGCUGCUGCCGGAACGGCCAGUGCAGCUGUAUUCAGAGUGUACUGGAAGAUGAUUGAGCGGGCCAAGCGGCGCAGUGCUUCCUGAGGCGCAAAAUAACGAAAAGUAGGCUGAGGGCGCUGAGAGCGAACCAGAUUUUAGGGAGGCGCGCACUGCAGCCGGUUUAGUGGGCGGGCGUCUCUGUCCGCAGGGCCAGUAUAACGUAAAACUAUUCCAAUCUCUUUUUAUGCCCAUGUGGCGAGGCCUGAGCCAUUCUGACCUAUCAUGAAGGGCUAAUGGCGGAUUGGUAAUAAAAACAGAUUGUAAUAGUUUUAUGUUAUACCAGAAAGUUGAGCAUUGGGUGCUUUGGAAUCACCUUGGUCUAUUAUGUAGAAAUGGCUUUCAAAAAUGUCGAAGUUUCACCCGAAGGGCGAAGCAUCGAUUGCGAUAGCAAUUUAGUUGACAGCUAUACGAAGUGAGGAUAGUAGGUUUAGCAGCCGUAUAAACUUAUAAACAUUCGCUUACUAACUAAAUUAACAAGCAUAGUGUCACACGUGCACGAGCAAACGUGAACACAUCUCCGAUGAUCACUGCGCAUACUCGCUGUCAAAAUGCUGGAGUGAGGAAGCGUGGCGGCAGCAGCAGGUAAAUUGACUUUAGUGCUGCCUUUUGCUUCAAUGUGAACUAAGCGGCGAAAACAGCGCACACAAAGCUAUCAGCACUCGGCAGAUAGCUUUCAAGAUAGGGCCCGUGCAGCCGCGCCAUACGCAGCAACUGCCGGAGUAGAACGAUCCCCCCUCUUCCUUCCCCCCGGUGCCUUGCACACGACGGAAGGUGGCAGGCGUUCUCCCCGCUUUCCUCCCUUAUGCAUGCAAGAUUGAGCACUCACACUUACAGCGUGCAGCGAUGACAUUAUCACCCUUGAACUUUAUAUGGAACAUCAUGGUGACGGCAGAAAUGCGCCUGGAGUGUCCAUAUAAUUGCCAUCGCAAUAAUAAAACACAGUAGUUCAUAACUCUGGCUUCUCCGUACUGUCUGUUGAUGAAGCGCAUUUCCAUGCACUUCACCCACAGUGACGAGACAUUAAAAAAAGAUGUAUUUAUAAAAAAUGUCUUCGGCUACUUUUCAUAAUUGCGGACUCACUACUGCAGAAUGCAUGUUUCUUUUUGUAGUUGCUACCGCUAAUUAAAAAUAUAUAGGCAUCACUACCAAAAUUUGCAUGCACUAGACGGUUUCAGCAUCAGGGCAAUCUGCAUAAAAAUUCAGCUUAUGACAUUGCUUAAGACAGUUGCACUACAGCGCUCAUGUUGGUUUAUUCUGUUUCGUUGUGGUUUCGAAGUGAGCUGCCAUAUUCCAUAUUUUAUUAUUCCUCUAAAAUUCAGAUUGGCCUGCUCCAAACUGCUUCAGAAUGAAACUGUAUCUGCCCAAAUUGCUCCAAAAUGAAAUUUAGUCUGCUCCAAGCUGCUCCAAAUGCAAUUUUACUUGCCCCAAAAAUUGCUCCAAAAUUACUUUGGGCAGUCCCGCCCCUGGUCUUGCAGGCUCACGGCUAUGGUUUAUAAAGUGCAAGAGGUGCUGUAAGGUAACUAAGAAGUUCGUUAGUGAUUUUUUGUUGAUUAGUUGAAUAUGUGUUUUGAUUUCUCGUGCUAGUAUUGUCCGCCUCUUUAAACAAUCCAGCUCAAGAACACUAAUUAUGCUAUCUGCCACAGUAAAUUUUUUUUAAUUAUGUAAAGGUUAAAAAUGAUCACCCUGUAUUAUAUAUAAAGAAUAAUGUAUGAAAAAAAUUCCGAGAAACAUAAGCUGUGGAUACAUCGUCCAUUCUUGCGCAGGAAAUUCUGUUGGUUUGCGAGUCCCGCCUACAUGCUAUGAGGUGAAAUCGAAGCGUGAACCAAGAUAUUACAAUGGUGGGACUCAGAUUCAAACAUUUUUUUCUCGGUGACGAAUUUUUCUUUUCUCGGUAGUGAAUUUUUUCAUGGACCACCUUAGUCUGUUGCCAACAUCUAAACAUAAGCUAACAUUUUUGCCAAAGUCUGGCUUUUAUUUUAGAGCCUGUGCACAGCACAUCAGCAGAAGUAAAAUUUUAAGAUACAGUACGCUUUAGGGACAGUUCUAUAAAGAUAUUUUCAAGUUUUCUCUCGUGACCAUUUUUUCUUGCAGGUUUCCCAAGAACACUAUUAUUUGCGCAUUUUCACCUCGAUUCUAAAUAUUGAAAAACAACAAAAAGGCAUUUUGUGAAUGAAAGCACAAUGUUUAGACAAUGCAAAGCUUGAAAUAUUGCGUUAAAUUGUCAAUUUUGGGCAAAUUUUCUUUCGCACAUGGUUUUCAACCUUUUCGUAAAAUUCUAAUAGUCCUCCCGGGCACAAAAAACAUUUUCCGCUCAAAAUGUUUCGAGAAAAUACUGUGCAAGUAAUGCUUAUAUACAUGUAAUAUUUUUUUAAAGAAAUCUAUAUUGAUCAAGUGCCAUGGUUGGAACAGUUGGCGUGGAAUGACCCAGUAAAGCAUUGGACUCCAUUCAUUAGUAUUAUGAGGAGGUUGUCAUUUGUAAACCACUGCUAGUUCAAUAGAGCUUGCAUAGCUUGCACUAUAGAAUUAAAAGAAAACUUGCUGUCAUGAAGGAAAAGGAAACAUUUUACAUAAAUAGCAAUGUUUUAGAAAUUCAUAAAACACAUGAAUAACUAAGAAAUUAUUAUGGCCGCCUGUGCCACCAUUUCGGCAAGCAGUUGGAUAUGUGAAACUGCUUGCGACUAUGAAAUAACGGAAACGCAUUUUAGUUUGAGAUAACUAAAACAAGGCUUGGCAGCCUCAUGUGAUCAGAAAGUUUGCUUGAACCCAUUGUAGCACUUGACCAGGCUGUUGUAUCUGCUUGGGCACCACGAAGUUCUUGCUGCCCACUUGGCAAAGUACAAAGCGUUGAGUGUAAGGUAGAGAAACCUUGUCCCCGUCCGUACCACCAGGGCCUGGAGUCCAAAGCUUGCUGCCCGAGUUUCCUUGUGCAGUUGCAAUCGGUCCCCGUCUUGGGAAAUAAAUUUUAUUGUGAUGUCAAGGACAGCCGCUUCGUACUAGAGCUUAGGUGACAACAGUAAGCAAAGAAGCAGCAUCUGCAUGCACGAAAUUUAUUGGGAUGGGAGGAGGGAAAGAUAAAGAUGCGAGACACUGGAUGCAAAUGUGAAUGUCUUGCAACUAUGCUUAAUGAGUGUUGCACAAUGUAAUGAAGCUGUGCUAUCCUGCUGCUGUACUUUAGGAACUAUGAUGGGGCCACAAAUCAGUGAGGAGAAAGAAGUGACUAUAAAUGGAACUGCUCUCCUGACAAGAUUCUGUGACAGAUCUCCUUGAAGCCGCUGCUGGCACAGUUUGCUAUUUCUAGUGGCUUUCAAAGUACACCACAUGACAUUGCUGCUCUUCCUGAAGUGUUGUUUCUAUAGGGAAUAAAAAUAAGUUGUAUGAAAUUGAACAA